Chrysoperla carnea is the source of this 2876-nucleotide messenger RNA. It is a transcript of the gene Phlpp, whose product is annotated as protein phosphatase PHLPP-like protein. Gene Ontology annotation, molecular function: protein binding. The coding region runs from base 94 to 2859 and encodes 921 amino acids. The record is from RefSeq and is a predicted model, not a curated record. NCBI's taxonomy places the organism in Eukaryota, Metazoa, Arthropoda, Insecta, Neuroptera, Chrysopidae. The transcript has 4 exons.
GUGGAAAUACCAGAAGCAGUUAAUUUAUUGCCAAAAUUAUCUAAUUUACAACUUGCUGAGAACAAAAUACAUUCAUUGCCGGAGUUCAUGAAAAUGCGGACAACAGUUCUUACUGAUUAUGGAGAUGUCGGUGCAGAAUUGGAAGUAGAUAAGACUAAGAAGACUACUCUAAGCAAAGUAAAUUUAAGAGCCAAUCAGUUAAAAGGAUGCAUCAUUUUGGGAAACUAUGGCAAUCUCACACAUUUGGAUGUCAGCGAAAAUAAGAUUGAAAAUUUAGAUUUAAGUGCGUUGGAUAAGCUGGAAGUAUUACAUUGCUCAAGAAAUAAGCUUGUAGAAUUAUCUUUAAAUGGAAAAUCACUAUCAUCUAUUAUUGCUGGAAAUAAUGAACUGAAGAAAAUCAACAUAAAUCCCUCACCAAUCAAUUUACAACAUAUCGAUUUAUCCCAUAAUUCAUUGGGCCAUCUACCAGCCUGGUUGAGUCGUUGUUCGAAUUUACGAAGUUUAUUUGCAAGUCAUAAUUUAUUAGCAAGUCUACCAGAACAUUUAUUUUCUAAUGAACAAUCAAGUUUAAGGACGUUACAGUUAGGGUAUAAUAAACUUACAUCGUUACCACCAUUGCCACGGCAAUUAUACAUACAAGAAUUGUUUUUACAACAUAACAGUCUUGGCUCUUUGCCUGAUAACUUUUUCAUUGCAUUUAAUCAAAUUUGUGUAUUAAAUUUAUCAAAUAAUCGGCUAUGCCAGUUGCCAUUUAUGAAUAUACGCUGCAUGUCACUCGAGAAAUUAUAUUUAACAGCCAAUUGUUUAAACGAUGAAUCUUUGGCAAUGUUACGGAAGUGUAACAAUUUGAAAGUGUUACAUGCCGCUUACAAUUGUUUUAACAAUUUACCUGAAAGCUGUGUACAAAACUGGAGUCAAAUUGAAGAAUUAGUAUUGUCAGGCAAUUCCAUACAAAGUAUACCAGACAAUAUUACAUUGUUAUCCAACUUAACGACUUUGCGAUUACAUUCGAAUAAUUUACAAAAUUGUCCAAUGCUAGCAAAGCUACCAUCUUUGAAAGUUUUAGACCUUGCACAUAAUCAAUUAGAUCGAAUUAAUCUGGAUACAUUAGUACCACAACAAUUACAAUUUUUGGAUUUAUCAUGUAAUUCCAAAUUACAUGUGGAUUCCGAUCAAUUUCAUAACUAUCGAACCCAACGUCCUAUGAGUUUAGUUGAUGUUUCUGGACAAAAUCGUACAAGUCUACCAUCAACACCAAAGCCAUUUUUUGAAGGUGGGGGUGAUUCAAUUUUGGAACCACCGUGGAAAGUUGGAUUUUCAGAAACUGCUGGCAAUAAAGCUAAAUUAUACAUUUCACAAUUAAGAUUGCCAUUAUUUUGUAAUACAGAAGGUUUAUUUGGAAUUUUUGAUGGUGAAAAUAAUAAUUCGAUUCCACAUGUUCUCGAGAAAACAAUUCCCAGGAUUUUAUUAGAAGAACGUACAAUGAAAGAAACGGCUGGUGAAUACAUGAAGUAUACAAUGUUAUCAGCUCAUCGUGAGUUACGAGAAAAAGGACAAAAGCACGGAGUUUGUGCAACAGUAGUACAUAUUUCUCGAACUAAAGCCACAUCAGAAACAUUUAUUCCUAGUGCACGACGAUUUGUUUUACGAGUGGCUAGUGUUGGAUUAGCAAAAGUUGUAUUAUAUCGUCGAACUGGAGCUGUUUGUUUAACUCCAACUUCACCCAAACGUCAACUUGGUUAUAGUUCACAGUUUCCUUUGGUUGUUCCUGACCCAGAAGUAGCAGAAAUUAAUUUAGACGAAGAUGACGAAUUUAUAAUUAUAGCAAAUAAGCAUAUCUGGGAAGUAAUAAGUAUUGAAACUGCUGCAGAGGAAGUUCGAGCACAAAGUAAUGCAAUUCUAGCGGCAAAACGAUUACAAGAUUUAGCCCAAAGCUAUGGUGCUGAAGAAAAUUUGAGUGUGAUAGUGGUGCGUUUUCAAUUAGCUGGAUCUGGUGUCGAUCAAUUAAUGCGGGAACUUCGUCACACAAUUAGAAGAAAUAAACAUGCGUGUGAAGUUGUGAAUUGUGAAACGGAUAUUUGUCAAUGUAGUUGUUGUUGUGAUCCCCAAAGAAUAGCUUGUGUACACUGUGCACAAAUACCACCUUCUAAACGUAGCAGUAGUGGUGAUCGAUCAUCACCAAGUGGGCAAAGUGAUCAAGCUUCAAGUGAAUUAACAGUUUCGUCUAAAUCAGUACAAAGAUUAAAUAAUACAAAUACAAUAUUAAACCGAUCAAAUUUCGAAAUGGCACCAAGAAAAUUAUCAUCGGAACGACGUAGUUAUCGGGGAGUUGCCAAAGCUGUACGUGCACGAGUUAUUGAAGAAAAGGAACGUCCAAAUAGCUAUAAUCGAGACAAUCAGGAUCAAAGUGAUUCAGGUUUACCAGAUGAACAAUAUAAAUGCUGGGAAUACAUGUUGGAACAAAAUACUCAACUUCUAUUUGAUAAGGAAUUAAAUACAUUGUCGCGUGGUUUUAAACGUAACCCCAGAGGUCGUUUAUCGAACAUUUCAUUAUCAAGAAGCAGUCCACAUUUGGCUAGUGAUGCUGGUGGUUGUACAGGCUCUAUUGCACCUUUUUUAUCUAAACAUUUUGGCAGUGCUAGAUCUUUUAAUCCAUUAGUGACAAAAUCACAAACACGUAUUGGUACCUAUUUAAAUGGCGGUCCUCAUGCCGCAUAUUUUGGCAGUUUACAAAGAUUAAUGCCCUACAAUUUAGAAUAUGAUUUUGCUGUUAUGCAAGAACGUGGAGCUAAUCUUGAUUCGUUAGAUUAUGACAGUCGAAUGCAGCAAUACUGGGGAGUUGCUACCACCGAAUUAUAAAUUAAGUUUUAUGACAU